This is a messenger RNA of Mytilus trossulus (common blue mussel), 3508 nucleotides long. Its product is annotated as mucin-2-like. NCBI's taxonomy places the organism in Eukaryota, Metazoa, Mollusca, Bivalvia, Mytilida, Mytilidae. The coding region runs from base 109 to 3114 and encodes 1001 amino acids. The transcript has 8 exons. The record is from RefSeq and is a predicted model, not a curated record.
CCUUAAGUAAACAAAGUGGAUUUGAUGUGAUACACACCCACGACAUAUAUUUAUACCAAAGAAGAGAUGCUGUACUAGCUGUUAAGAUCAUUCAUAAUUUCGGAAACAAUGUUUGCAUCAGUUCUUGUCACAGCUUUAGCUGUUGGAUUAGUAUUUGGAUCCCCAACAGACAGACUUACUAAAGCAAUAAAAGCUCAAGAAUUCAGCUGCUACUCCUGUGUUGAUUUACCCGAGGGAGAGACAUGUGACCAGACCACUGUUUGUCAACCUGGCCAUGAACAUUGUAUGACCCAGCAUCACUAUGAAGAAGAUGGUACCAAACUAAUAACAACUGGGUGUAGUCACAUGCAUAUUUGUAUGAACAAAGAAGAAAACAAUGCCGAAGAGUGUUAUUGGGAUGAGAGUGGAGAUUUUGAAGGAUCUUGUACCUAUUGUUGUGAAGACAGUUUAUGUAACACAGUAGUCUCCCCUCACGAUGACGAUGACUGUGACGACCGUGACGAUAAGGGAAACUGUAUGAAAAAUUUACCUGCUGCAAAACCAAAUUCGAAAGGUGCCAAACCCAACUCAAAAGCCACUAAACCAAACUCCAAAGGAAAACCUACAAAACCAAAUUCGAAAGGUGCAAAACCCAACUCAAAAGCCACUAAACCAAACUCCAAAGGAAAACCUACAAAACCAAAUUCGAAAGGUGCAAAACCCAACUCAAAAGCAACUAAACCAAACUCCAAAGGGAAACCUACAAAACCAAAUUCAAAAGCUACUAAACCGAACUCUAAAGGAAAACCAGCAAAGCCAAACUCAAAAGCAACUAAGCCAAACUCAAAAGGAAAACCUACAAAGCCUAAUUCAAAAGCUACAAAACCAAACUCUAAAGGGAAACCAUCAAAGCCAAACUCAAAGGCGACUAAGCCAAACUCAAAAGGAAAACCAUCUAAGCCAAACUCAAAUGGUAGACCUACAAAACCAGUGCGUCCAAGACCUUCUAAGACACCAUCUGCAACUCAAGCUCAACAAACAAAACCACCUGCAACUAAUUCUCCUCAAACCAAACCACCUGCAACUAGCGCACCACAAACCCAACCACUUGCAACUAACGCGCCACAAACCAAACCACCUGCAACUAACGCACUACAAACCAAACCACCUGCAACUAACGCGCCACAAACCCAACCGCCCGCAACAAACGCACCUCAAUCCCAACAACCUUCCACGCAAUUGCCCACACCAUCAAAAGGGAGCGGAGGUUCUUCAUGGAAUGGUGAUUCUUCAAGCCUAGAACAUCAUGGUAAUCGUCCUUCAUGCCAUUCACACAAUGGGCGUCCAUGUUGUAAAAAUCAUGGUGGACCUGCAAUAAAUGUUGACGUCCAUGUCCAUAUAGAUGGUGGCAGUUAUGGAUUUGGCAAUUGUCCAGCUUGCAACAACAAUGGUGGUAAAUCUACUAAACAACCAGUAGUCAAUAUGCAAAAAACAGUUGCAACAACGCCCACUAAGUUGAAAGCAUUAGUAACUACUGAAAAACCAACAACUGAAAAACCAACAACUGAAAAACCAACAACCGAAAAACCAACAACUGUUAAAACACCACCAGCAACUAAAAAACCAACGACAGAAAAACCAACUACUGAAAAGCCAACGACAGUCAAAACACCUCCAACAACUGUAAACCCAACGACAGAAAAACCAACAACAGUAAAAACGCCACCAACUACGACAGCAGUUUUACAAACUACAGACAAACCAACUACACCAAAAGCACAAACCACGAAUGCUACAUUAACCACAGAGCAGCCUACAACAAUAAAGACGCCACCAACUACAGAUCAACCAACAACGACAAAAAUGCCACCGACUACAGACCAACCAACAACGACAAAGAUGCCACUCACUUCAGACCAACCAACAACGACAAAGAUGCCACCCACCACAGACCAACCAACAACGACAAAGAUGCCACCCACUACAGACCAACCAACAACGACAAAAGUGCCACCCACUACAGACCAACCAACAACGACAAAAGUGCCACCCACUACUGAACAACCAACAACGACAAAAGUGCCACCCACUACAUACCAACCAACAACAACAAAAGUUCAUCCAACUACUGAUAAACCAACAACUGCACCGACUUUUAUUCAAACAACUAUUUUAUCUACAAAUAUUCAUACUUCUACAGGUCAAGCAACUACUGACAAACCAACAACUGAAAAACCUACAACUGAACAACCAACCACAGUUCAACCGACUACAGAUAAACCAACUACAGCUAAACCAACCACUGUCCAACCAACCACAGAUAAACCAACAACUAUUCAACCAACCACAGCUAAACCGACAACUUUCCAAGCAACAACAGCUAAACCGACAACUGUUCAACCAACCACUGCUAAACCAACAACUGUUCAACCAACCACAGCUAAACCGACAACUGUCCAAGCAACAACAGCCAAGCCAACAACUGUUCAACCAACUACGGAUAAACCAACCACUGUCCAACCAACCACAGAUAAACCAACAACUGUCCAACAAACCACAGCAAAACCUACAACUGUCCAACCAACCACAGCUAAACCAACAACUGUUCAACCAACUACCGCUAAGCCAACCACUGUUCAAGUAACCACUGCUAAACCAACAACUGUUCAACCAACGACCGCUAAACCGACAACUGUUCAACCAACGACAGCUAAACCAACAACUUCCCAACCAACAGCUAAACCAACAACUGCUCAACUAAAAACAGUUCAACCAACUACCAUCCCAACUACUCAAAAACCAAGUUUUACUUGCUACACAUGUAAAGAUCAAGAAUGUCAAGACCAAAAACUCACAAGUUGUUCCUCUGGCUCUGAAUAUUGCAUGACAACCAUUCAGCAAGACAAAGAUGGCAAAAGAAUAUUUACGAAAGGAUGUGUAACAGAAAGCGUGUGUAAGAAUAAAUGGUGGUUAGCUACUGCACCAAACCCUGAUUGUCUUCUUAACAUGGAUGACGGACCUACUGGAUUACCAAACCAAGCAAUGACAUGUAGUUUCUGUUGCGUCACCAAAGAAUGUAAUGAACACGCAGUUCCGGAAUUCUCAACAUUUUACACCUCUACAAGAAGGCGAUAAACUAUGAGAAAAUUUACAUGUUCUUAUUUAAUUCAUUCCAAGUGAUUAUGUAUAUUGUAUUCUUAAUCGCGUCAUUGGUGAAAUUGCUCAAAAUGGAAACUUAACAACUAACAAUAAAUGAUACGAAUAACUCAAAUGUAGACAUUUUAACCUUGAAACAAACUUAUUUAUACUAUACAUGAGACUAAUUCAACAACCAUGUACACAUAUAUAUAUAUAUUCACUAAAUAAGGGAGAUUAAAAUUAUGAGAAUCAAAAAUUUGGUGUUCUGUUGUACUCUUUUACAAGGAGAAAUAUUGUUCUCCAAUACAGGACAACUUUCUGUAAAUAUGUUUUUUUUUAUCUUGACUUGUUUUUUUGAAUAAAAUACGUCGUGUUAUGUUGUGUUUUAAAA